Messenger RNA from Phytophthora nicotianae INRA-310, 2043 nucleotides. RefSeq lists its product as hypothetical. Gene Ontology annotation, cellular component: cell wall. Gene Ontology annotation, molecular function: 1,3-beta-glucanosyltransferase activity. Lineage: Eukaryota; Oomycota; Peronosporomycetes; Peronosporales; Peronosporaceae. Gene Ontology annotation, biological process: cell wall (1->3)-beta-D-glucan biosynthetic process. Bases 1 to 2043 code for a protein of 680 amino acids. The transcript has 9 exons. The record is from RefSeq and is a predicted model, not a curated record.
AUGGCGUAUAGCUCUCGUAUCUGUGCUGUUUGUGGUGCUCUUGCGCUGUAUAUUGCCAGUGUUGGCUCUCCGGUUGAUGCGUGGCUUCCUCCGAUCAUCACCAAGGGUAACAAGUUCUUUGAUUCGGAGUCGGGACUUGAAUUCCGACUGAAAGGAAUGGCCUACUACCCCCGACCCAACAGUGGAGAAAUGGCCGAUGUCAGCAAUUACGACUGGGCUGCGGAUGAACAUGAAGCUGUAUGGAAACCACACUUAGAGGUGAUGAAGGACCUCGGUGUCAACACGAUUCGUUUGUACUCGAUUGAUCCGAGUCUAUCGCAUGACAAGUUCAUGUGUGCAUGCUCGGAAGCAGGUAUUUAUGUGCUGGUUGGUCUCACAGCCCCAUGCGAAAACUGCUCCAUCUUGGACUACGUACCGCCUAAAUGCUACCCUGACGACCUGUUCACGCGCGGUCAAAUGGUUUAUAACGCUUUUGCAGUCUAUGAUAACACACUCGGAUUCAGCGUUGGCAAUGAAAAUAACCUCCAAGUCGAGAAUGGCGCCGAUGGAACCACGACUGCUCCGUGUGUUAAAGCGUUUUUACGUGAUAUGAGGAGUUAUGCAGCUAGCUGCACAAGAUCUGUGCGUCAGGUUCCACUUGGUCUCGAUAUCGCAGACAUCCCUCCUCGUGAGCAGUGGAUUUCGUACUACGACUGUCGGGUAGACGACGACGAGAACACGCGCGCUGAAUGGAUGGGAUUCAACCCCAACUACGACUGGGCUGCGGAUGAGCACCAGGCUGUGUGGAAACCUCAUUUGAAAGUGAUGGAAGACCUCGGUGUCAACACGAUUCGACUGUACUCUGUGGAUCCAAGUGUUUCACACGAUAAGUUCAUGUGUGCUUGCUCAGAGGCUGGUAUCUACGUGCUUGUUGGUAUUCCUGCCCCAUGCGAGAACUGCUCCAUACUGGACUACGUUCCACCUAAAUGUUACCCCGACGAGCUGUUCACUCGAGGUCAAAUGGUCUACAAUGCCUUCGCUGUCUAUGACAACACACUCGGGUUCAGUGUUGGUAAUGAGAACAAUUUACAAGUGAAACAUGGACGCGAUGGAACCACGACUGCUCCAUGCGUCAAGGCGUUCUUGCGAGAUAUGAGAAGUUAUGCUGCUAGUUGCACGGGAUCUGUGCGUCAGGUUCCUAUUGGGCUUGAUAUCGCAGACAUCCCUCCUCGUGAGCAGUGGAUUUCGUACUACGACUGUCCGGUAGGCGACGACGAGAACACGCGUGCUGAAUGGAUGGGGUUCAAUCCGUACGUUGAGUGUGAUCCAGCUACACACAAGGUGUACGCACAGUCGACAGGACUGACAAAGCUCAUGGCUGAAUAUGCUCAAGUGGGGUACGCUCGUCCGCUGAUGUUUGGCGAAUUUGGGUGUAUCAAGGGUAGAAACACGAUUGACGGCUAUGAAAACCAACGCUCAUUCUACGACGCAAAGUGGAUGAACGAGGAGAAAGAAAUGAUGGAUGAGAUCGUGGGUGGUAACGUUUUCGAGUUUUCGACGGAGAAAGCGAAUUUGCUGAAUAGCUCAGUGGUCAAGACUGCUGACGCUGGCAAAUACGGGGUCGGAUACUUCUAUCCGGAUGACUGCGAUAACGAUAAAAUUGAGUGCGUCUUCACACCGUAUCCUGAGUACGGUAACCUCAAGAAAGCGUACACGACCACGACUGCGUCGACGAUAGAGUACGAAAGCUAUACUCCGAACCGCGACUCGAUGUUGAGCUGUCCCAAGAACAUGUCGAUCGAUUUGCCCUCUACACCCGACGUGACUGUUUUGGAGUGCUCUGUGGCCCAACCAGUGUGCAACGGCAAGAAGGCCAACGCGUACAUGCACUUUUCAUCGCGCACCAAAGUCGGUGACAAGGUGAAGCCCACAAACGAUGAAAGUAGCCAAGCCUCUGCCCUCAACUCUACCGACAAUACAAUCUCGGCUGGUUCGACCAUAUCACCGACAAUGAUUGAGAUUGUGGUGGCGACGGUCGCGAUCACUGUACUCUGCGUCUUCUAA